Molecule: messenger RNA, 744 nt
Organism: Miscanthus lutarioriparius
Lineage: Eukaryota; Viridiplantae; Streptophyta; Magnoliopsida; Poales; Poaceae
Source: the annotation of a GenBank genome assembly
AUGCAGCUGCAGGACACGAACCAGAGCCACGUCCACGCCGAGGAAUCGCUGCCCGUUGUGGCCGAGAAGGGCGCGGCGGUGGCGAGUAACGACGGCAGCGACUCGUGGCUGUUCGUCGACCUGGAGCCCGUGCCGGCGAUCAGCAAGCGGCACGGCGGCGGCGCCGGCGACGGCGACGUCGGCGACCACGCGGAGCCGUGCUCCAGGACCAUGUCCAGCAGCUUCAAGGAGCCGCCCCGUGUCGCCGACCGCCUCCCUCUGUCCGGCCCCGUGCAGCUCGCCGCGUCCACCGGCUUCGCCUGGGCCAAGAAGCCCCGGCCCGACGCCACGAUGGCGCCAGCCGUUGUGACGAAGCGGAGCGGCUCCAAGGGGCCAGGGAACAACAACAACAACAACAACGGAGGAGGAGACGGAGCAAGAACCACCUUCGCCGCCGCCGCCACCGCAGCGGCAGCGGCACCAUACGAGGUGGAGAAGCAGGAGAUGAUCAAGCAGUGGGCACAGGUCGCUGACGCCUUCAGCGCCUCUGAAGCUUACAACAGCCGGUUCAGGCAGACACUUGAUGCCAAGCAGCUCAAGACUGGAAAGAUGUACAAGGGGAAGGUGAACAGGGUGGACUACUCAGGGCCGCUGCUGUCACAGCCCCGGCGCAUCGACGAGCUCCUGCACAACCACGAGCAGCAGAUCCGGCAAGCUGGUCGCCGGUCAUGGUUCAAGAAAGGCAGCAAGAAGGAGCAGAACUGA